Molecule: messenger RNA, 783 nt
Organism: Ilex paraguariensis (yerba mate)
Lineage: Eukaryota; Viridiplantae; Streptophyta; Magnoliopsida; Aquifoliales; Aquifoliaceae
Source: the annotation of a GenBank genome assembly
AUGGAGGUUUCUUCAGAUUCAAUGAAGACCACCCAACUGGUCUCAAGCCAAAAAGGAGGCCUUAGGACCAUGCCUUUUAUCAUAGCAAAUGAGGCAUUUGAAAGGGUUGCAAGUGUUGGGCUUCAUGCAAACAUGGUCCUGUACCUGAGAAAUGAGUAUCACUUUGAUAAUGCUACUGGAGCAAGCAUUUUGUUUGUGUGGGGAGCCAUGUCAAAUUUCAUGCCCAUUUUAGGGGCUUUUCUCUCUGAUUCGUACUUGGGUCGGUUUCGUGUGAUUGCCUUGGGGACAGUUGUUACACUAUUUGAAAAGAUAACAUCAAUUCACUGGCAAAAUACACAGGGAAUGGCUGUACUGUGGCUAACAGCCAUAUUGCCAGGAGCAAGGCCUCCUCAUUGUGAUCAAGAUUCAGACAUUUGUGCCAAAUCAAGGCCAGACCAGCUCGCGCUUCUGUUCUCAUCGUUCGCCCUCAUGGCGAUUGGAGCUGGUGGCAUUAGGCCAUGUUCUUUAGCCUUUGGUGCAGAUCAGUUUGACACCCCCAAUAACCCGAAAAACGAGAGUAUCUUGCAAAGCUUUUUCAACUGGUACUAUGCUUCUGUGGGAAUUUCUGUACUAAUUUCAGUGACUGUUAUAAUUUACAUCCAAACUGAAGCAGGUUGGGUUGUGGGUUUUGGGGUUCCUGUAGUCGUUAUGUUGUUAUCUACUAUUCUGUUCCUCUUGGGUUCUAAACUUUAUGUUAAGGUGAAGGCAAAUAAGAGCUUGAUGGUAGGUUUCCUCAAGUUAUAG